Messenger RNA from Myripristis murdjan (pinecone soldierfish), 1700 nucleotides. It is a transcript of the gene cyba, whose product is annotated as cytochrome b-245, alpha polypeptide. Gene Ontology annotation, molecular function: heme binding. The transcript has 6 exons. The record is from RefSeq and is a predicted model, not a curated record. Bases 103 to 666 code for a protein of 187 amino acids. NCBI's taxonomy places the organism in Eukaryota, Metazoa, Chordata, Actinopteri, Holocentriformes, Holocentridae.
UUUGCCUUUACUACAAAUUCUUCCUGGUGACAACAAUCAAAGCUGACAGUGGACAUCCUAGGGCUUUCAGCAGCGAGCAGAGCGAUUGUUUAGGUGAACACUAUGGGCAAAAUAGAGUGGGCUAUGUGGGCCAAUGAACAAGCCCUGGCAUCGGGACUCAUUCUCCUUACUGGUGGCAUAGUGGGGGUGGCUGGCCAGUUCAGAGGCUGGCAGUUUGCUGCUUAUGGAGUAGCUGCAGGGGUGUUUGUGUGUCUGUUGGAGUACCCAAGAGGGAAAAGGAGCAAGGGCACCAGUGUGGAAAGGACGGGUCAAUACUGUUUCACUGUAUGUGUCAAAUCCUUCGGGCCACUGACCAGGAACUACUAUGUCAGAGCUUUUCUACAUGCAGCGCUCUGUGUUCCUGGAGGGUUCAUGCUCGCCACUGUCCUCGGAUGCGUCUGCCUGGGCAUUUCCAGCCUUAUCUACCUAGGAGCGGCAAUUCACGGUGAACAGUGGAUGCCCAUUCUUCCACAGAAGGAGCAGACCCGAAAGCCAGUCGGAGAGAGCAUCAAGAACCCUCCUCAGAAUCCGCCUCCCAGGCCGCCGGCAGAGCUGCGCAGGAAACGGGUAGAGGACCUGGAGGGAGCUGCUUACGUCAACCCCAUCGCUGUUACCGCCAACGACUAAAAGAGUCCUCUGUGUCUCUGCCCCUGCCCCACCUGACACUUUACCUACCACCAAAUCUCUCCGAACUAAGACAGGGAUGUGUUUCAGUCUGGGCCGCCUCCAGAUUCUGUGACUCCAGCCAGAUUAAGAUUUUCAGGAGUUCAGUGAACCUAAUGACAGGAUGACAUGCAAAGCCCUGUCCUGUGUAAUUAAAUCUUCAGAGAAAUGUAUUUGGAUAAAAGUUUUGUUACAAGAACUAUGAGAGACAUCAAGAUUGGUGUAAAUUAAUUGUCAGAUAAAAGGAGCUGUGAUGCACACAACAGGUUGACUUGACUCUUGAAUAAUCUGGUACCUCUAGCUCUAACUUGGAGCGACUGGCUCAAACUGCACAGGACACAUAAGAAAUAAGCAAUGUCCUAGAAGAAUGAGGGCUUAGGUGCAGACAGUAAUGUUACUAAGGCUAUAGAAAUUGGUGGAAAUCUUGGCUAUGCACAGUUAUGACUGCUGUGAUAAAUAUCUCAGUACAAUCAUUGUUUUCCCCUUUCCAAAAGGCCUUGAUGCCAUAUUAAACAUUACCAAAAAAAAAAAAAGGUUUUGUGCCUUUAAUCAGUUUAAGAUGGACAUUUUAUUCAAACAAUCUUAGCAGUUCAUAUUCACAUUGUAUAUUGUUUAUCACAUGUCUACAUAGUUUUUUAUAGCAAGUCUGUAUAUUAGCGGUUAUGUUAUACAUGGUUGUCAAGGUGAUACUGAUAUAUUGGGUUUCAUCUUUGCUUUAAAGAGCUCCCGAACCCACCAAGAAGACUUUUGACACUUUCAAAUGUUUCAAAUGUACCCUGAUUUUAUUUGAUUUUAUUUAGUUUUUGGAUGUGUGUUAAUGUUAAGAUCUUUUUUGGGGGUUUGUUUGUUUGUUUUUCUUUCAUUGGGAGUUGUGUCAUGAAACAAUCAUCAUCAUCUUUGCCAUAAAAAUUGACAACACAUAUAGCCUCAGGAUCCAUACUUACCCUCUGUACUUUUGAUGAGUUGUAAAUAAAUCUCUUUAUCGCCGGAAGUUGUGA